Messenger RNA from Prorocentrum cordatum, 181 nucleotides. The record is from the annotation of a GenBank genome assembly. NCBI's taxonomy places the organism in Eukaryota, Dinophyceae, Prorocentrales, Prorocentraceae.
GCCGGCGCGGGCGUGGUAGGGCUCCAGCAGGACUACGGCGUGGCCACCGCCCAGGCGCCCGUGCAGCCCGUGGCGCCGGCGGCGGCCGCGGCCCCCGCGGGCGUGGCGGCGUUUGCGCCGGCAGGUGCCGACCCUGGUCAGGCCAUCGCUGGGGCGGCAGCGGCCGGGUAUCCAGCUGCAG